Entrophospora candida is the source of this 2259-nucleotide messenger RNA. NCBI's taxonomy places the organism in Eukaryota, Fungi, Glomeromycota, Glomeromycetes, Entrophosporales, Entrophosporaceae. The record is from the annotation of a GenBank genome assembly.
AUGUCAUUAAAUUGUGAAAAUAAACAUUAUGAUUAUUUAGUAAUUGGUGGUGGUAGUGGUGGAUUAGCUUCAGCAAAACGUGUUGGUUUGUAUGGUGCUAAAGUUGGAUUGAUCGAAUCAAGUGGUCGACUUGGUGGUACUUGUGUUAAUGUAGGAUGUGUACCAAAGAAAAUUAUGUUUAACACAGCGAGUGUCUCGGAAACGCUUGAAGAUGCGUCUCAUUACGGAUUUAAUAUAAAAGAAAUUUCAAAAUUUGAUUGGCCAUCCAUAAAACAUAAACGUGAUGAGUACAUAAAACGACUUAACAAAAUUUACGAAAAUAAUAUGAAAAAAGCAAAUGUUGAAUUGAUCGAGGGUCACGCAAGUUUUGUUAGUAAAAAUGUCGUAAAAGUUAAGCAAGAAAACGGCGAAUGCGAAACUAUUCAUGCCGAUCACAUUUUAAUUGCUACAGGUGGUCGUCCAAUUAUUCCAAAUAUUCCUGGCAAUGAACUUGCAAUUGACAGUGAUGGUUUUUUUGCUCUCAAAGAACAACCAAAAUCCGUAGCUGUUAUUGGUACUGGGUAUAUUGGUGUUGAAUUGGCAGGAAUUUUUAAUACCUUAGGGACAAAAACAACUCUUUUCAGCCGUUCAGGCGAAAUUCUUCGUAGUUUCGAUCCAAUUAUCAAAAAAGUUUUAUAUAACGAUCUUCAAAAAGAAGGAAUAAGAAUCUUAACAAAUGCCAAAGUUUGUAGCCUUUCACGUCACUGUGAAUCUGAUCCAAUAACAGUAGAGUUUAGCUCGAAUGAAACUCAAGAUAAAAAAGAACAAUUUGACGUGGUUUUAUACGCAAUUGGUAGAAGACCAAAUAGUGACGGUUUGAAUUUGGAAGAAAUUGGUGUGAAAUUGAAUAGUCAUGGAUAUAUUAUGGUUGAUGAAUUUCAAAAUACUGACGCUGGAAAUGUUUAUGCACUUGGAGAUGUUUGUGGUGUUGCUCAAUUAACUCCUGUUGCAAUUGCAGCUGGACGUCAUUUAGCAGAUCGUUUAUUUGGUCCUUCACAAUUCAAAAAUUCAAAACUUGAUUAUGAAAAUAUUCCAACAAUUGUAUUUCAUGGUACUUGUGGAACUGUCGGAUUGACUGAACCACAAGCAAAACAGAAAUAUGGCGAAGAAAAUAUUAAAUUACAAGGAUUUGCUGUAGCAGUUAAAAUGGGCGCAACAAAAGCAGAUUUUGAUAAUACAGUUGCAUUGCAUCCUACAGCAGCCGAAGAAUUGAAAAGUCGUUCUGUAAGUGAUGCGGAGAGAAGACGUCGCCGUCAACAAAGGAUUUUAGGAGAGGCAGGAAAUAGAUUAUCAAAAAUUAAUUAUACACAUACCUCACUAGGCGGAGAGGCUGCUGGUAGUGGUGGUGGUCAUUCAACGCGAACUACACCUCGGACCAGUAGAAGAUCUUCUCCUCUACCUAGUGGAAGAUCCUCACCAACCAAAGAAGAUGUAUUUGAUAGUCCUUUUACACGUUCUAGAAGAAAUACUGGUAAUUUUGAAGGGGGCGGUGUUAGUGAUAGUAAUAAUUAUUUUAACCCUUUACAAUCAACACUAUCAUCAUCACCAGAUAAUAUUAAUUUAUCAUCAUUUUCUACAGACAAUAAUAAUUCAUCACCAGCACCACAUAUAAGAGUUAGUGAGGAUAAUACAGAAUCAGAGUUUUCCGCAAUUUCAAAACGAUUAAAUUCCGUUUUAGAAAGUGAAGAACAAUUAGCGUAUGACAAUCAAGAAAAUAAUGAAUUUUAUAAAAGCAUGAUAGGAAAUAGUAUAUAUCAAGGAAAAAAUAGUAGUACUGCAUCAUUAGAAUCAUCAUUUGGUGGUGGCGGUAGUGAAUAUCAAUAUUCGCCACAGCAUCAACAAUUUCCAGAACAAUUGGAACAAAUGCCUGAAUUAACAAGAUCACAAGGUGGUUGGACUAGAUUUUAUUAUUUAAAUUAUGAAAAACCUGGCGAAAUAUUAGACAUAAAUCAAAUUCCAAGUAUGCCGUUAUUUUGGUAUUUUAUAACAGCUGAAUUAAUAUUGCAAUCCACAAGAUUAUUAUUACAAAGGGAUCAACCAUUACAAGGUUCGACAUUAGGAAAUUUAGCAGCCAAUUUACCUGAACCAUUUCCAGACAUAAUUAAAAUCCUAUUAAAGCAUAGAUUAAUAUGGAAUAGUUUAUGGGAAGAUAUUUGUGUAUUAAUAUUUAUUGUAGGACUUGUAAUAGCUAUUUCUCCUAUAUUGUCAUAUUUUGAUUAA